CUUAAAUGUCUGUUGGAAUUUCAUAAUAAUUUUAAUAUCUAGCAGCUAUGGCACAUGAUGAGGACAACGGUUUUGCAGAGUGGGGCGGUUACUUCGAAGCAAAAAAGUCCAAGCUCGAAGAACAAUUUGCAGCGGCAAGUGAUCCUUUUCGGAAAUCAAAUCUCUUCGCCGGAAUUUCCAUCUUUGUCAACGGCCUGACUAAUCCAUCUGCAGAUGAGCUGAAGCGCAUAAUGAUGGUGCACGGUGGCACUUAUCAUCACUACGAACGCCCUCACACCACGUUCAUAAUUGCCUCCAAUUUGCCGGAUGUGAAGGUUCGCAAUAUGGAUACUAGCAAAAUAAUCGCUGCCCAGUGGGUGGUCGAUUGUGUACAAAAGGAACGCGUGCUGGACUACAAACCAUAUCUACUAUACACCAAUCAGAAAACCACGCAGCCGCGUCUAAACUUUGGCAAAAGUAAGAAAGAGAAGGAAGCAAAUUCCAGCACAGUGACCAUUUGCGAGCAAGUGGCAACGACUACGCAGUUGGAGGGCCAACUAGGAAGCAUCCUUAAGGAGUUGCAGCAAGCUGCAUUGACUGCCACGAGCAACGAUGUGUCGAAACCUGCCGAUAAUACGAGUAUCAACGCCACCGUCAAUGGCAAUGCGGCGCGCACAGCCGUUGAUCCUGCUUUUCUCAGUGAGUUCUACAAAAAAUCUCGUUUGCAUCACAUUGCAACACUGGGAGCAGGAUUCAAACAAUAUGUCUGCGAGCUGCGCCAGGCGCAUGGCAACAAACCAUUUGGAAAACGCGCUGAAUUGAAGUCCUUGCUACCAGACAGCCUGGGAAAUGACACAGCGCGUUAUGUUAUGCACAUAGAUAUGGAUUGCUUCUUUGUUUCGGUUGGAUUGAGGAAUCAUCCAGAGCUGCGUGGUCUGCCCAUUGCCGUUACACAUUCCAAAGGCGGCAGCUCGGCGACAGAUGUGCCUGUGCAUCCGCAGGCAAAUCGUCAGGUCGAAUUGGAGCUCUUUGCCCAACGUUUUGAACAGCACCAGCACGACAAUAUACGUGCUGACAAGGUACGCACGGGAUUUGAGGAGAAAAUGUCGCUAUCAGAGAUUGCAUCCUGUAGCUAUGAGGCGCGCGCCAAAGGCAUACGUAAUGGCAUGUUUGUGGGGCAGGCGUUGAAGCUUUGUCCCGAACUGAAGACCAUUCCGUAUGACUUUGAGGGCUAUCGUGAGGUUGCCUUUGCGCUGUACGACACCGUCGCGCAGUAUACGCUUAACAUCGAGGCCGUCAGCUGCGAUGAGAUGUUUGUAGAGCUAACCGAUAUGCUGCAGGAGCUGCAACUAGACGUGAUGGCAUUUGUGGGUCAUUUGCGACAGGAGGUGCGCGGCAAGACUGGCUGUCCCUGCUCUGCAGGCGUGGGCAGCAACAAGCUGUUGGCACGUAUGGCUACCAAAGUGGCCAAGCCAGAUGGACAACAUUUACUGACCACUAAUGAUGCAGCCGAGUAUAUGGCUGCCACGACUUUGGAUGCGCUACCCGGUGUGGGGCAUGGCAUGACCUAUAAGCUUAAUCAGGCUGGUCUGCGUACCUGUGGUGAUUUGCAGAAGAUAGCCAUUGAACAGCUGGAAACGUUGCUGGGCAAGAAAUCAGCGCAAACCAUUUAUCAGAACUGUCGCGGCAUUGAUCUGCGCCCACUAGUCUACGAGCAGCAACGGAAAUCUGUCUCAGCUGAGGUCAAUUAUGGCAUUCGCUUUACCAAGGCAGAGGAGUGUGAAACUUUUCUACGUCAGCUUUCGGCCGAGGUUCACAGCCGUCUGUUGGAAAUCAAGCGCAAGACCAAGCACAUUACGCUCAAAAUUAUGGUACGUGCUGCAGAGGCGCCGGUUGAAACAUCCAAGUUCAUGGGUCACGGCGUCUGCGACAAUCAGUCCAAGUCUGUAGUGUUGAAACAGAGCACAGACGAUGUCAACACCAUCACAUCGCAAGUUCUCAUCCUAAUGAGGCAAUGCGAGGUGCCGCCAAACGAGUUACGUGGCAUAGGCAUUCAAUUGUCCAAGUUGGACGAGCCUGGCGAGGAGAAAAAAGAGAAUGUAAUUAAGAAAAUGUUUGUCAAAAUGUCAGAAAAACAAAGAGAAAAACCUACGCUGCUGUCCACUGCAGCACCAGCGGAGCCUUCAACUAAAAUGCCAGCUCCAGAAAACCCGAAGGCAAAGUCCCGUCCUAAUGUUCUCGAUAUGUUAAAAAACGCAUCGAACAAAAAAUCAACUGUUCUUGAAGCUAAGUCACAAAUUGAAACUAAAACGGAAACGCCCACCACAAAGGCGACAACCAGCAUGUUUCAUUCUCAAUUCGAUCCGGAAAUAUUGGCCCAACUACCCGAAGAUAUACGCCGUGAAGUGUUGGCACACAAAGAGGAGUAUUUGCGAAGUGAAGUUGGACAUGCGAAACGCAAAUCAAGCGAUAAUAGCGCCAGCAGUGCGAAAAGAGCGCCUCCGCCCAUUCUGCCCAUCUGCAGUCCAUUAAAUGCCAGCGAUUUCUUGCCCUCCACUUCGAGGGCCGCCCUAGUUAAGCAGCAGGAACGUGUCCAACGCAAGAGUUACGCACACGCCAACAACACACCUCAAAUUGUUUUGGACUGCGGGGGCUGGAACGAGUUAGAGGCACCCUCGAAAUCAGCACCGGAUUGUGUAUCUGCAGAAUCGAAUAACUUACUACUCCAAAGCAAUUACAAAGAUGCAUUGGCGAGCUGGGUAGAGACGGAGGAGCCUUUAACCACGGACGUGAAGCUGAUAGAGUUCCAAAUAUGCGAGUUAAUCGAAAUGAACCAUUUCGAUCAAAUCUAUGAGGUGAUGAAGUAUUUUUGCAGAUUAAUAAAAUCCAAGCGCAGAGAGAGUUGUUUAUGGCAUAUAGCCUAUAAUCGUAUUGAAAACAAAAUACAGCACAGAAUGCUGGAGACGCUGGGCUAUGGCUUGUCAUUCAGAGAGGCAAUUAAUUGCGCUAAUUGCUCCGCAUACCCACAAUGAAGUAUAAUAAUUAUGUUAAGCCAAUCAGUACAAAACUAAAAGCUUGUACAUCUACUGUUAUCCACUGUUAACAGCGUGUUAGCCACUGUGCCCAUGUAAAGUAACAGCAGCCCAUUAACAUUCGUCUCUUGUCUCGGAGUCUGGGAAUUACAUGCAUUUACAAGUUGAAA
Messenger RNA from Scaptodrosophila lebanonensis, 3181 nucleotides. It is a transcript of the gene Rev1, whose product is annotated as DNA repair protein REV1. The record is from RefSeq and is a predicted model, not a curated record. The transcript is spliced from 7 exons. The coding region runs from base 48 to 3011 and encodes 987 amino acids. Gene Ontology annotation, molecular function: damaged DNA binding; DNA-directed DNA polymerase activity; deoxycytidyl transferase activity. NCBI's taxonomy places the organism in Eukaryota, Metazoa, Arthropoda, Insecta, Diptera, Drosophilidae. Gene Ontology annotation, biological process: error-free translesion synthesis; error-prone translesion synthesis. Gene Ontology annotation, cellular component: nucleus.